Molecule: messenger RNA, 6956 nt
Organism: Marmota monax (woodchuck)
Lineage: Eukaryota; Metazoa; Chordata; Mammalia; Rodentia; Sciuridae
Gene: Slc22a14
Product: solute carrier family 22 member 14
Exons: 12
Coding region: 3050-4669 (539 amino acids)
Biological process (GO): transmembrane transport
Cellular component (GO): membrane
Molecular function (GO): transmembrane transporter activity
Source: RefSeq, a predicted model, not a curated record
ACCUGUCGGACGCCUGAUCUCGUCUUAGCCCUGAGGAGCACAGCAGAAAGGGGAUCUCACUGUGCCAGGCAGUGGCCAGCAUAUGCCAAAUGGUGGCUGUCCUCCAGAGGGUGUUAUUGAAUACAGAACAACCCAUAUUUAUGGCACAUACUAGCAAUGAACCUACCAAUAUUAUGGUUGGUUUUGUAGGGGUUGGUGCAGGACUCAGAUCUCAAGCCUAACUGGCAGGAGUACCUCCCAUUCUGGGUCUCAGCCUUCUUAUUUUAGAAUGCUAGCAUGUAUGAGACCCUGGGUUCAAUCCCUAGCACCCCACAAAAAAGAAAAAGAAUGGACAAUUUCAUAGGUCCCUUUGCACAAAUCCUCCAAGAUUAUAAUAUUGGGAGCCCUGACUGGGCAUGGAGAGCAAAGGAGUCUAGCAAUCUGCCCUUGUCAGGGGGACCUCUGAAAUUAAAACUACCAUUCUUCUCAUCUUGUGUUCUCUGCUUCCAUUUCCAAAGCCUAAGCUGUCCCCAUACUUCCCCAGCCAAACUGCCCCUCUACCUUGACACUGUCCCCUAUAAACUAUCUUCCACCUCACCCAGUUCUACCCACAGGUACAACUUGUAUAUGUUAGUCAGCUUUGUGUCACUGUGACAAAAUACUGGAGGAAAAAAAUUACAGGAGGCAAAAUUUAUUUUGGUUCAUGGUUUUAGAGGUUUUAGUUCUUAAUUGUGGGCGUGUGGUAAGGCAGAGGAAGCAUGUGGCAGAAUAAAGAUACUUACCUGACAGCAGCCAGGAAGCAGAGAGAGAAGAAACAGCUGGGGACAAGCUAUCGUCCCCAAAGGCACAUCCCAAAGCACUGGCUCUCUUCAACUAGAUCACACCACCGAUAAUUCCUUCAUCUCCCGAUAAUGCCAUCAAGUCACAAAUCCAACAAUGGAUAAAUACAUUGAUGAGGUUAAAGCCCUCGUGAUCCAAUCACUUCUCCAAAUUUCCACCUCUGAACAUUGCUGCACUGGGGACCAGGACUUUGACAUAAGUCUUUGACAAAAGUCUUCAUAUUCAGACCAUGACACUGUAUCUCUGGAACUGCCACUCAAAAGCCAGCAGAUGUCCCCACAUCUUCAGCCCUUCCUGGAAGGUUUUGCAUCCCCAGCCUCUUCCUCUGACUCUGAGCUUGCUCACAGCUGGGGAGCUGUGGGAAAGGGCUCUUUACUCUCCACUACUUCUCCACCAUUAUGUCCCCGCCUUCUUGUAAAUCCCCUGUUGUGGUGGCCUCUUUCUCUCCCUUGCUCCCACCUCUUGACCUCCAGAUCACACAGUCCGAUUCAUCUAAAACUCGUGCCUGGUUCAGUCACCCCUUCUCCUCCAGAGCUGCCAUCCUCAUAGGAAAAUCCCUCUCCACCUCCAAUUCUUAAAGACAUUUCUGGCAUAUAAAUGAAAAGAUGAAUGGCCCUCUAACUCAGACGUCUUGCCUUCUGACCACUGCAUUCCAUCUUGGUCUCUUUGUCUCAUUCCCAACUGACCUAGCCAUCGAGGGUUGCCACAGCAAAAUAUCAUAAGACAUUUCCUUAAAACCAGAAAUUUAUUUUCUCAAAGUUCUAGAUGCUAGAAGUCCAAAAUCAGGGUGCAGCAUGAUUAGGUUCUGGUGGGGGCCCCCUUCCUGGCUUGCAGAUGGCCACCUUCUCUCUAUGCCCUCACACAGACUUUCCUGGGUGCAUGUGCAAGGAAAGGAAUUUUUCUCUCUUUUUUUAUGAGGCCACUAAUUUCAUCUGGAGGAUCCCACUCUUAUCUAUGACCUUAUCUAACCUUAAUUAACUCCCCAUGGUCCCAUCUCCAAAUACAAGAACAUUGGGGGUUAGGGUUUUGAUAUGUGAAUUUGGAAGCAGGGGAAGAUACAAGCAUUCUUCCUAUAACACUAUCUUUGGUUUCAUUGGGGCCCUCUGGUCUGCUGACCCUUUGCUUUCUCCCUACCUCUCUCUGUCCUCUCUACUCAGAUGAGAGAAUGGAGCCAACCUUUUAAUUUCUAUCGAGAGAGAGCAUUUCCAUCUCUGGCCCUACACUUUAGUUCUUUUACCCUGUGGUUGUUUCCCACUAGCAAAACCACAGCAGCAUAUAAGCUCAAUUAUCUGCCUGCUCUUUCUCUGCACCCCCGACCACUGGUCAUUGCUAGAGAGUCACAUGCUGGCCAAGUCUAUUUUCCAUGGAUUCAUGGUUGCCAGCCUCAACCAGAUCUGUAAGGGCCCAGGACCCCUAGCUAGCUUGCUUUCCAUCUCCAAUGGCCAUUUCUAACCUCCACUGGGUGUGCUUCCCAUCCUCCACUUCCUCACUGAAAGCACCUUCUCCUCCUUUUAGAAAUAGGGAGCCACCAUGUGGCCAUUCCCUAGACUGCCCACCACCUAAUCUUUCACCUGCCGCUCAAUGUUCCCUGCUGCUGCAUGAAGGGAACCAUCGUGCACAGAGAUGGCAGUGACACCACUAAGGGCAAGGCCCUUUCCUCUGCUCCCCCCUCCAACCCCCCUCCCAGACCUGGGAGCUGCUGAAGGCAGGGCCUUUUCCUUAUCAGUCUCUCUUCUCUAUGACCCCCCAUCUUAGGCAAGGGGUCUGGGCAAUCAGGCGAGUUUGUGGGGACCUCUGAAUUGAAUUUGCUUUUGCCCCCAACUUUCCUUUGAGGUGAGAGAUUUCAGCUCCUGAAGUUUCUCCUGAUCCCACUGGUCUGAUGAGUCAUUGGCUCUCAAUCAAGCCAGGAUCACCACUGGCCAGAGAGUCCAGGCCACUUGCCUACAGAGGGGCCUGGGACAGGCCUUGACAGUCAUCUGUAUUGGGACUGGGAAAUGUCUAGCUUCCAAGUUCCCAGGACAUGGCCAGGGUCUUCCUGGUGCUGACCUUUCCCCUGCAGGUGGAAGUGGUGGCCUCCCCAGUGCCUGGUUGCUUCCCUCCUCAGAGAUUUCAGCAAUGAGGACCAUCAGUCCUGAGCAUUCAGCCCAGGGUGACCAAAUUGUUAUCCACAUCACAACACUUUUGAGAGGGAAAGCAGCAAGAUGGAUGACAAUACCAGCCCAAGAAGGAUAUGCAGAAAGAGAAGCCCUAUUGCAACACCAGCUGGAUCCUGGCAUUGGACCCCAACCUCUCAGAGGCUGAGCAAAUGAACCUGACCCUGCCCCGAGCACACAAUGGCAGUUUCCUGACAUGUCUUAUGUACUUGCCCGUGUCCUGGGAUCUGGAGUCCAUCAUUCAGUUUGGCCUCAACAUCACAGACCCAUGCGAAGAUGGAUGGAUCUACCCUGAGUCCAAGAGGCGAUCAUUGAUCAGUGAGUUUGACCUGGUGUGUGGCAAGGAACUGGACAAGGAAACCGUGCAGACCAUGUUCAUGACGGGCCAACUGAUAGGGUCUCUCAUCUUCGGGUUAUUAAGUGACAAGUUGGGCCGCUACCCUACCAUCCUACUGUCACUGCUGGGGCUGAUGUUCUUUGGCUUCGGGACAGCCUUUGUGAACAGCUUUCACCAGUACCUGUUCUUCCGCUUUGGUGUCUCCCAGGCUGUGAUGGGCUAUGCCAUUGUCAGCCUGACUUUAGUCACUGAGUGGCUUGUGGGGGAACACCGGGCCCAUGCCGUCAUCCUGGAGCACUGCUUUUUCUCUGUGGGGAUCAUGUUCCUGACGGGGCUCGCCUACAACCUUCCCCACUGGCGGAUGCUGUUUCUGGUGGGCGCGGUACCCGUGUUCCCCCUCAUCUCCUACAUUUGGAUUCUCCCAGAGUCCCCACGGUGGCUGAUGAUGAAAGGAAAGGUGAAAGAGGCCAAGGAGGUGUUGUGCUACGCCGCUGAGGUCAACAAGAAGACCAUUCCUCUCAACCUGCUGGAAGAGCUGCAGCUGCCUGGAAAGAAGGUGACUAAGGCCUCUGUCCUAGACUUCUACAGCAAUAGAUACCUCUGUAAGGUGACCUUGGUGAUGGGCUGCGUGUGGCUUACCAUCAGUUACAGCUAUUUUACACUGAGUCUCAAGUUGAGAGAUUUUGGAGUGAGCAUCCACUUCAGACAGGCGAUCCCUGGUAUCUUGGAGGUGCCCGCCCGGCUGUGCAGCAUCGUUCUCCUUGAACAGAUGGGGAGGAAAUGGAGCCUGGCUGUGAUUCUCAUCCAAACCGCCUUCAUGUGCUUUCUUAUGCUUUUCCUCCCCCAAGGUCUAAAAUCCGCCAUAAUCUUGGUGCUUGUGCUUGGACAGUUCAGCCUGGCCACCAGUGUCUCUGUGGUCUUCCUCUACACUGCUGAGCUCUUCCCCACCAUCGUCAGGUCUACAGGUCUGGGGCUGGUGUCUCUGGCCUCAUCAGGUGGAGCCAUCUUGUCCCUGAUGAUCAUCAGCCAGCUCCCAGCCCUCCUGCCCAUUUUUCUCUGCUUCAUCUCCUCUAUCGCAGCCUUGUGUUUUUCCGCCCUGCUGCCGGAAACACAAAACCAGCUCCUCUCUGACAGUAUGGAGCAAUUUUCAAGAGCAAGCUUACAGAAAGAUUCCCUUCAGCAUUCUGACAGCAGUUUCAAGAAGAGGAGGAACGAUGAGGACACACCUGAUGAUAUGUCUGAGGAAGUGGCAAAGAAUACCAUUCACAAUGCCCAGAUUCUGAGAAUGGACUCAAACUAUUACUCCAACGCUAGCUUGAAGAAAUCCAGAGAAGAGAAAACAGACAGUCAGGUUUCCUGAGGGCCAGGCCCCAGACUAUCUCGGGUUGGAAAUGAGUGGCUGGGUAUGAGACUGUGGUUUCCAGGCCAUGAAUUCCAGGCCCAGCCCAGUGGGAGGGGGCAGGAUCAGUCUUGCUCUGAGGCCAGCCCUUGAGAUAAAAAAAAUGGCCCCUUCUAGGGGAGCUUGGCUGUGAUUCAUUCCAAUAAAGGUACCAUGUUGGUCUUGAGAUGGCUAGGUCCAAGUUGGCUAUAUCAGAGAACCCAGAAGCCCUGGCCUAGAGAAAGGGGUUAGAUAGGCUCCUCAGAUUCCUGAGUGUGUCUUUGGCUAAACUCAGGGACAGUGAAGCGCUCUCUAGAUGGUGUGGGGGGUAGGGUGGGCAAUGUCUCUGUGUGCUAGAGGUAGAGCAAGGGUGAGACUGACUGUGCCUCUGUAUCAACCAAUCCUUCUGCCUCGACAUCUGUCAGUGUACUUGGCUCCUAGCUCAAAUGCAAGGUGAGAAUAGGCACUUCAUGCAGGGGCAGAAUGGAGAGGAAUGAUGAGAACUUCUCCCAUUUGUCCCAUUACACAGGGCUUUCUCAUUUGUUUUCCUUUGAUAUUUUCAAAUCUCAGUCCUCAUCCUGGAGAAUGCCUUCCUAGGGGUUCCAGUCUAUCUGAUCUCUGAGAUAAGCCCCACACCCUAGGUCAUAGUCCCAACAGCCCUGGGUGAAUCUUCCCUCCACAGCCAGCAUGGGGCUAGACAAGUUGGGACCAGCACUUCUCAUUCAUUAGCCAGACUGGAAAGCCCUAGAGUCAGGCUCUGACACCAUCUUUCCCUGGGCAAGGAAGUUCCUGAGGUCAGUACCUGAAUCAUCUCCUCCACUCUUGCCCAGUUUGUUGGAAGAUUAUGAACUUGUAAGGAGUAUCUCUGAUCUAAUUCCUAAGGAGCUUCUGAGGAGGAGGAUAGAAAAGCCUAUCUGUUCUCAUGGAGCCAGGAUAGCGAGACCCUGGGAUCUCACACAUUACUCUUACCAUACAGGUGUCUUAGUGUAACAUUGACAAUUAAAUGCCAAAAUUCUAUGAAAUUAGAUAUCAUUAAUAAAUUAUCUCUCCCACAAAUCUGACAUUUUUCUGAUACACUAAAUAGUAUGAAACAUGUCAGCAAGGGUCUCCCUGUGUGCAAAGACAGGUAAGUAAUGCUAGAACUUGUGAUGGUACAUGCAGAUACCUGUGAACUCUGGGACUCUCAUUUCUUUGGUCACUGAUUACUAGCUAUGUGAAAUUCUCAUCUCAUCUUCAUCUUUCAAUGGCUUAUAUAUUUCCACCACUAAGAGACCAAGCCCCCUUAUCCUAUGAUAUUCCCCACCCCUGACAUGGGAUGCUGCUCAUAAUUUACCAGAGCAUAUGAGCCUGUGGUGUGAGGGAUUGUACAUGGUGAGUGUGAAGGAGCUCAGGACUGGACUAGGCCCCCAGAACAUGGGCAGAAAACUCAGUCUCAUGAAAGCAAGCCCCAAACCCAGCAACAAGUAUAAAAACCUGGGAAUCCUGCUAAAGUCUUGGUGGAAGCAAACACUAAAUGAAUUCAAAGCAUAGUUGCCACAACAAUGCAAACCUCUAGGGUUUUCUAGGGAAGACAAACUUCAAUGAAAAGAAACUUGUAAGUAAAAAUUACUGAGCAUGUGAAGAAACAAAAGGAUAUAAGUGCAGAAUCAAUAAAUGGAGGGUUGCCAUCAAUGAAUAAGUAGUGAUGGAGCUCCCUGAAGAGUACACGGCAUGGGUUCAGAAUGUUCAGAGAUGAAAAAAUGUAACUCCUCAGACACAAACUUAAAAACUGACAGCUAUAAAUUGUAGAAAUGAACAAUAUAGUGACUGAAGUGGAAAGCAACAAAGAAGUGAAAUUAGAAUAGACGCCACGUUUGUUUGAAUAUUCUUUGUGGAUUGAUUCUUUUAUCAUGAAAUAUUUCUGUUUCUAUUAAUGCUUUUUGCCAUAAACACUCCUUUACUUGAUACUCUUUUGCACCCAUCUUUUAAACUUUUAAAUUAAAGAAUAAUAUACAAUAUACAAAAAGGUUUGGGGAGAAGAUGGCGGCGAGGGGAGUGCAUUGCCCCCGUGUGCUGCUUCACUGUGUGGGAGUAUGACAAGUCAGGACGGCUAAAGGAUAUUUUGUUAGGAAUUUCCAGCAAUAGUGGGGUGCUCCGGAACCUGGAGGAAGGAUUUCCAUCGCACAAGGAUCGGCUACGGGGACUCAAACGCGAGAGGUUUGUCGCACGGAGGGUAACACUGCUUAUUCAGCAAAUCGCCCCGCGGCUAGAGUCUGCAGCGUGCGCUGGG